AUGUUCCUGGCUGUUUUGUAUUGCCUUCUGUGGAGCUUCCAGAUCUCUUCUGCCCACUUCCCUCGAACUUGUGCCUCCGUGAAGAACUUGAUGGCAAAAGAAUGCUGUCCACCAUGGACGGGUGAUGGGAGUCCCUGCGGCCAGCUUUCAGGCAGAGGUUCUUGCCAGGACAUCCUUCUGUCCAGUGCACCCUCUGGACCUCAAUUUCCCUUCAAAGGGGUGGAUGAUCGUGAGUCCUGGCCCUCUGUGUUUUAUAAUAGAACCUGUCAGUGCUCUGGCAACUUCAUGGGAUUCAACUGCGGAAACUGUAAGUUUGGAUUUGGGGGAUCAAAUUGCACAGAGAAGCGACUCUUAAUUAGAAGAAACAUCUUUGAUUUGACUGUCCCAGAAAAGAAUAAGUUCUUUGCUUACCUAAAUUUAGCAAAACAUACUAUCAGCCCAGUCUAUGUCAUCCCCACAGGCACAUAUGGCCAAAUGAACAAUGGAUCAAUACCCAUGUUUAGUAAUAUAAGCGUCUAUGACCUCUUUGUAUGGAUGCAUUACUAUGUGUCAAGAGACACCCUGCUUGGAGGUUCUGAAAUCUGGAGGGACAUUGAUUUUGCCCAUGAAGCACCAGGGUUUCUGCCUUGGCACAGACUUUUCUUGCUAUUGUGGGAACAAGAAAUACAAGAGCUAACAGGAGAUGAGAACUUCACCAUUCCAUACUGGGAUUGGCGGGAUGCCGAAAACUGUGACAUUUGUACAGAUGAGUACUUGGGAGGUCGCCACCCUGAAAACCCUAAUCUACUUAGCCCAGCAUCCUUCUUCUCCUCCUGGCAGAUCAUCUGCAGCAGAUCAGAAGACUACAAUAGCCGUCAGACUUUAUGCGAUGGGACACCUGAGGGACCACUGAUACGCAAUCCUGGAAACCAUGACAAAACCAAAACCCCGAGGCUCCCAUCUUCAGCAGAUGUGGAAUUCUGUCUGAAUUUACCCCAAUAUGAAUCUGGCUCCAUGGAUAGAACUGCCAAUUUCAGCUUUAGAAACACAUUGGAAG
Molecule: messenger RNA, 1036 nt
Organism: Cricetulus griseus (Chinese hamster)
Lineage: Eukaryota; Metazoa; Chordata; Mammalia; Rodentia; Cricetidae
Source: RefSeq, a predicted model, not a curated record